AUGGGUGUACGAUACGUGCUGUUCGCGGUGUCGUUGGUGUCGCUGGGUGCGAUGAUCCGAGGCGUGUAUGGUGGGUCCUGCCGAGAGGCCACCUUAUGCUGCAACGGGCGCGACUCAUCGUGCGUGGUGCAGAAGGCCCCACUGAACGCGAUCAUCGAGGAUCUGAACGAUAAGCCGUGCUACUGCGAUCACGCCUGUCUGAAGCUGGGCGACUGCUGCGACGACUUCAAGUCACACUGUGGAGUGAUCGAUUGCGUCGUGAGUGAAUGGGGCCAAUGGAGCGAAUGUGACACGGCUUGCGGCAACGGAAUGAUGUCGCGCACUCGCAUCAUCGAGCAGAAACCACAAAAUGGCGGCAAACACUGCCCGUCGCUGGUGCAGAAGCGCGGCUGCCAGGGACUGAAAUGUCACAAUCAUCACGACCGGAAGGCACUGCGAGAAACUGCACUGCUGCUGCCGGCCGCCCUCUCCAAGAGCCGCCACGAGAACGACACCAGCGACAUCCGGCGGAACCUGCGAUUGCGCUACAAGAACGCAUUCAAGCACAACCGAGGAAAUGAGUACUGCGUCGAGUUCGAGGUCAUCAAGGCGACCAAAGCGUGCCACAAGGACACGACGUACCGUGGGCUAGCCGAGGGUGAACGUGUGAUCGUUCGCUGCGACCUGGAAGCGCUGCACGAGGACAAAACGGUGGAUACGCUCGCGAGCAACUCGGUGCAGGAUGAGGACGAACCGGAAACACCGAAGUAUCGCUGCCGAGGGGAUGGACUGACGGGGCGUAACACGCGCUUCACCACACUCGCCAUGCCGGCUUGCCGGGGCAAAUGGAUGCGCUUUACGGUCGGCCAACCGAAGAAGUGUCCCUCCAACGAUGCCCAGUUCAUUUUCGUCUAA
This is a messenger RNA of Anopheles nili, 894 nucleotides long. It is a transcript of the gene vex, whose product is annotated as somatomedin-B and thrombospondin type-1 domain-containing protein. Lineage: Eukaryota; Metazoa; Arthropoda; Insecta; Diptera; Culicidae. The transcript has 4 exons. The record is from RefSeq and is a predicted model, not a curated record. The coding region runs from base 1 to 894 and encodes 297 amino acids.